UUUCUUCAUUACACCUUCUUGCACACUUUGGAGACUCUCUGUUGGCAGCAUUACAGCUGUCCCGUCUGGGCACACGGCUGGGAGGGGAUCUCAAUCACAGGAACUUCAGCAACCUCGGCUACCCCUCUCCCCCUGUAGGUGUCCCCCUGGAGCGAGCUGCCUGUUUAACGCAGAGCCCCGCUCCGGCCGUUACUCACAAGUGGGGCGCGGUGCCGCCCUUGCCCGUCGCCCGCAGGGCCUCCCGCUGUCAGGAGAGGAGGCAGCCGCGGCCCACUCGCAUCCGUCGCCGGGACGGUCCCCGGCUACACUCCUACACGUUCCCCAACUCCGCGCAGCCCUCGCUAAGCUCCCUGAAAGCCUCGGAAGUUGAUGAAGCGGACCAUGGUGUUACUAGCCAGCUGGUUGCAGCUUCACAGGAGACUCACAGCUCGUGCACAGAGAAGAUGCAGGUUCCCACUCAGUAUAGCUGGAGUGCUGACUGGAGCUUUUGGCUCUCAAGUUCCACUUACAAAUAUAGGAGCGAGGAAUUCAAGAGGCAGUUUUCUCAUCUGCCAGAUUCAGAGAGACUCAUAGUAGAUUACGCCUGUGCACUCCAGAAGGAUAUCCUGCUGCAAGGUCGCUUGUAUCUCUCUGAAAACUGGCUCUGUUUCCACAGCAACAUUUUCCGAUGGGAGACCACAAUUUCUAUUGCUUUGAAGGAUAUCACUUUCAUGACAAAGGAAAAGACUGCUCGGCUCAUUCCAAAUGCCAUACAGAUAGCAACAAAAGGAGAGAAGUUUUUCUUCACAUCAUUCAGUGCAAGAGACAGAAGCUACCUCAGUAUCUUUCGCUUGUGGCAGAAUGUGUUGUUGGAUAAGAGGCUGACCAAGCAGGAAUUCUGGCAGCUUGUGCACCAGAGCUAUGGCUCUGAGCUGGGCCUGAACACCGAAGAGAUGGAGAGCUUCCACUCAUCUGAGGACAAUGGGCAGUGUCGAUCCAGCGUUUGUGAUGAACCUGCAGAAAGAGAUGACAAGCUACCUAAAACAGUUGGUUUAGUUCGGGAAUCCACACUUCAGGCUGAAGGAGAGUCACUCAAUAGACAAGCGUUGUCAGGUGUGGAAGAGUCUCUAAGUGAGAAACAAAUAAAGAAGAGCCCUCUUCCAUCUUCAGAAAGAAAAUCUGUUAAGCUAGUCAGAAGCAGAUCUUUAGAAAAGUCCUUGGAUCUGAAUGAGAAUGAAAAUCUUCAAGAGAAGAGCAGUGCCUCAGAUAGUGAAGAAGCAGUGAAGGAGACUGCCUCUGAGAAUGAUCUUUAUGGGAGACUUUUUAUAAACAGAGUUUUCCACAUCACUGCAGACAAGAUGUUCGAAAUCCUCUUCACCAAUUCUCACUUCAUGCAGAGGUUUCUCAAUUCCAGGAGUAUCGUAGAUGCUGUGUCAACCCCUUGGAAUAGAGAUUCCAGUGGCAAUCAGUUGAGGACUUUGACGUACACUGUAACAAUUAACAAUCCACUCUGUGGGAAGUUUACGACUGCAACUGAAAAGCAGAUCCUGCAUAAGCAGAGCCAGAAAGGUCAGUCUUAUCAGGUGGAUGCUGAGGUACUGACCCACGAUGUCCCCUACCAUGAUUAUUUCUACACUGUGAACCGAUACUACAUCAGCCGCACAUCCAGUCACAAAUGUCGAUUACGGGUUUCUGCAGAAGUGAAGUACAAAAAGCAGCCUUGGGGCCUUGUCAAAUCUGUAAUUGAGAAGAACACCUGGGGAGGGAUACAGGAGAACUUCAAACAACUUGAAUCAGAGCUGCUAAUGGAGGAGUAUGCAAUUAAUCAGUCCAUAGAAGAUUCUGGAAAAUUAGUUGCCCUGAGACGGAGACGACGCACUUUACACCGGAGUCUGGCAGAAUCACUUCCCAAACGCUCUUCCCAGCACUCCUCUGGUGACAUGGGGCUAGAAUCCCAGGGUAGCAUCAUAGGAAGGAAAAGAGAUGCUAUUAGUAGGACCACUACCAUCAUUGUAGUAAUGAGUGUCUUUUUGCUGCUCUUGGUUUUGCUAAAUAUAACACUGUUUCUCAAGCUGUCAAAGAUAGAGCAUGCAGCUCAGUCCCUCUAUCAUGUCCAGCUUCAGGAAGAGAGCUCUCUGAAUGUAUCUCCAGAAAUGGGAUCGAAAGAGGAGAUCCCUCAGUAUGAUAAGGAACAGGUUAAACAUGUGAAGGGAGUACUAAGAGACUCAAUUGAAAUGCUUGAGCAGCUCAAGCUCUCCCUUUCCAUGCUCCAAAGAAGCUUUGAUCACUUGAACAAGACACAGAGCAGCAAGACUGAGAGUUAAUGCCUGCAGCAGCUUGCAAGUCAGGACCUCAGAACAGAAGAUGUGUGUUUAAGGACUUGUGGAGUAGGGACUGUAACCAUCUUUGGACUUCUUUUUUUUUCCUAUUUUGGCUCAAAAGCUUCAUGGAAUAAAGCUUUCUAGAAGAAGUAA
Numida meleagris (helmeted guineafowl) is the source of this 2453-nucleotide messenger RNA. It is a transcript of the gene GRAMD1C, whose product is annotated as GRAM domain containing 1C. The transcript has 18 exons. Gene Ontology annotation, biological process: intracellular sterol transport. Gene Ontology annotation, molecular function: sterol transfer activity; sterol binding. Gene Ontology annotation, cellular component: endoplasmic reticulum-plasma membrane contact site; endoplasmic reticulum membrane; plasma membrane. NCBI's taxonomy places the organism in Eukaryota, Metazoa, Chordata, Aves, Galliformes, Numididae. Bases 444 to 2303 code for a protein of 619 amino acids. The record is from RefSeq and is a predicted model, not a curated record.